Molecule: messenger RNA, 1029 nt
Organism: Fusarium pseudograminearum CS3096
Lineage: Eukaryota; Fungi; Ascomycota; Sordariomycetes; Hypocreales; Nectriaceae
Exons: 1
Coding region: 1-1029 (342 amino acids)
Source: RefSeq, a predicted model, not a curated record
AUGGCUCCCAACAAGAGAGCAGGAAAACAAAAACGUGCUCAUUUCGCCGAUAAAAAGAAUGAAGCUCCUCCUUCACCUUUCAAGCGGCCCCCUGAAGCUCUGGAGCCCUUCAUUCAGUCUCUAGAUGAGAAGCACGUCUACGUCACACACAUAGACAACAAACCUGCCGAAUUCAAGCGAAAGAUCUUCCUAGUACCCGUCGGUAUGAAUGUUGUAGUCGUUCUUCUCUUCAUUCUGCGCAUGUGGUGGAUUGCCCCCUGGUACUGGCAGCUGCUCAUGACAGGUUUUGGUCAUGAAAACGAGACAACCUGGGAUACCGUAGACUCGACAUGGUCUCAGAUUGCCUUGGAGAUCGGAAAGCGCGCUGGAACUAUGCUCAUCGACUUUGUUCUCUUCAUCUUUGUUUGGCCGUGGCCCGUGGAAUUCGUCGCUGGACAAGCUCGCGGUAACCCUUGCCAGUGGCGGUGGCAGGUUGGUUUUCGCGAACAGGAGAUUUACGUACGCCGAAGCCGAGAAUGGGACCAGGCUCUCACCGAUAUCUUGGAGGAUGCGGAUUCAAAGAAGAUCCUGGUUUCUUACGUUGACAACGCGACGUCCCCUAUUCUUCAAGAGCAAAAGACUGGAUAUCUUUUGAUGAACGCCUACUGGGAUCUCGACUGGGCACGCAUGGUGAUCGCGCACCGUCUAGUCGACAAGAAAGAGUUGGCUCUCGAGGCUUUCAAGAGUGUUGUUCUUGUUCAUCAUGAUGCCUACGGUUGGAUGUCCUACGAUGUCCGUGGCAGCGGUGCUUCGGGUGAGGACGAGCGACGACGACAAGUAUUUGCUUUCCGGGAUGCACUUACCAAGCUUGGAAAGGAGAACCUAUUCUAUCGCUGGGUCGAAAUCGUGCAAUUCGAGGCGACACAGCCUGGUGGUUUUGGUCCCAAGGAGCAAGAGGCUGCGGCUAAGAGAAUCCGCGAGUUAUUUGAGAAAGAGGACAUUGACUUUGACGAUCUUUGGAAAAAGAGCAUCAGCUCAUUGCCAUCAUAA